Talaromyces proteolyticus is the source of this 387-nucleotide messenger RNA. RefSeq lists its product as uncharacterized. NCBI's taxonomy places the organism in Eukaryota, Fungi, Ascomycota, Eurotiomycetes, Eurotiales, Trichocomaceae. Bases 1 to 387 code for a protein of 128 amino acids. The record is from RefSeq and is a predicted model, not a curated record. The transcript has a single exon.
AUGUCGUUACUCUCGGUCCCCGUUUCGUUAUUGGCCAUCGCCUUUCAUUCUCUCACGGUAGCAGCCGAUACCACAGCAGUCACUUAUUCACCCUAUAUGGAACCAAGCUGCUACCUAACCUCUGGUAAUAUCAGCAUCCCUAAUAAUGGAAGUUGCUAUGCACUGGGCAAGUCGAAUGUUCAAAGUAUGAACCUGUAUCAAAGAGUUGGUUGUGACGAGAGUGAAUUGGAAUUACAAGCAAUAUUUUACCAGACCCCUACAUGUGACGGAGAACCGCUCAGAGCGUUUACAAAUAUUAGUACAGACAACGCCUGUAUUGAGCUUGGUGUGGCAUUUAAUCCGGAGAGUGUUUAUGUUAUCUGUGUUCAAGACUUUGAUCGAUUGUAA